ACUAUACUUACACGUUCUCUCGUGUAUUUCAGAUCACCAGGACAGCGCCACCUGGUGUGUGAGCGGGGAAGAGAGAAUCGCAAGACGAGACGCGCGGUGUGGAGAGACGUGAGGACGGCGGCCGGGGUGUAUGACACCGCGCGGACGGGCCACGCAGACACGUCACGGUCUACAGAGAGCGGGGACACGCCGGGACAGCGUGAUAGCUACUCAGUGAGACGGACACCAGAACGUGGUGAUACACGCAUAGUAGUAGUCUCACAGACACUAGGACGGCGCGAAAUACAGGGAGAGUGCCGGACACCGUGACGUAGAAAGACGCUGAGGUUCUGCGUAGAGUGACAGACGCCGGAACGUGGUGAUACACGUCGCCAGCGUGAGAGACACUAAGACAGCGUGAUAUAUAUACGUGACGCGGGAACGUCGUGAUGCGAGAAUACAAGAUCGUCGUGCUCGGCAGCGGAGGUGUAGGGAAGAGUGCCAUCACGGUGCAGUUUGUCCAGGGAAUAUUUGUUGAGAAGUAUGAUCCAACAAUAGAGGACAGCUACAGGAAGCAAGUAGAAGUUGACGGACAGCAAUGCAUGCUGGAGAUACUGGACACGGCCGGAACGGAGCAAUUCACGGCUAUGCGAGAUUUGUACAUGAAGAACGGACAGGGCUUCGUGCUCGUCUACUCGAUCACCGCACAGUCUGACCUCAACGACCUCCAGGAUCUAUCAGCGAACUAGCAUCCUGCCGCCGUCAAGGGAUUGCCGACAACGUGCCGAUGGUGCUUGUGGGGAACAAGUGCGACUUGGAGGAUGAGAGAGCCGUCGGGAAGGACCAGGGACAGA
This is a messenger RNA of Priapulus caudatus, 833 nucleotides long. Its product is annotated as ras-related protein Rap-1. Gene Ontology annotation, molecular function: GTP binding; GTPase activity; GDP binding. Bases 429 to 728 code for a protein of 99 amino acids. Gene Ontology annotation, cellular component: plasma membrane. The transcript has 5 exons. Gene Ontology annotation, biological process: cellular response to cAMP; Rap protein signal transduction; negative regulation of synaptic vesicle exocytosis. The record is from RefSeq and is a predicted model, not a curated record. NCBI's taxonomy places the organism in Eukaryota, Metazoa, Priapulida, Priapulimorpha, Priapulimorphida, Priapulidae.